GCAUUAAUUGUAGUGAAUUAUCGCUAUGUUUUCAAGACAGAAAGGAUUCCUUGUGGUGAAUACUUUCUAUAAUCAAAACACAGGAGAAGGGUUCCUUGUGUGAAAUUGUCACUAUGUUUACCACCCAGGAAAAGGUUCCUGUUUGUAAAUAAUCGUUAUGCCAAAAACGCUGAAAAAAUCGCGAAAAGCACCUAAUGGACUACUACAACGUGUCCAGGACGAGGAGGAAGAUGAUCCGGACAGAACAAAGGUGUUCUCCCUGGACGUGCUGGUGUGGAUGCUCAAUCAGCGAGAUGAAGAAGUGAAGAACAAAGAGAGGAGGGACAAUGUAGAUAUUGGCCAUGUAUCAUACAUAGAAGCGUGUCAUAUACUAGGCUCCUCGCCAAUCCGUCUCAUUUUACAACAACUCCGGGAGCGCGAGAUCCGGCUCCAGCACGUGGGUCUCAAUGCCACGGACGCUGUGGCUUUGGCGUAUGCACUCUUGUACAACAAUCGGGUGGAGAGUCUGGACUUGGAGGACAACAGAUUGACGGAGGAGGCUAUCGUACACAUUGUGGAGGUAUUACACCACAACAUUAACAUAGCCAACGUGAGUCUAUCCGAAAAUGCCUUAAAUAAAAGUUGUGCGAUAGUUAUAGGAGAAAUGAUGACGGAAACAACCUUCCUCACACACUUAAAUUUGUCAGGAUGUCACCUCGGGGAUGUAAAAGUUAAACAGAUUGCCUAUGGCCUCCGGGGCAAUGUCAGUUUAGUGUGGUUGGAUCUCAGUCACAACGAAGUGGGGGAAUACGGAUCACAAAGCAUUGGGGCAGCGUUAGAAAUCAACGACACGCUGGAGGUAUUAAACCUUAGCUGGAACCACAUUCGGCGCAUGGGCGCCGUGGCGCUGUGUAGAGGGAUCCAGAAAAACAAGUCCAUAGUCAACCUAAACUUGUCAUGGAAUGGAUUUGCUUUCGAGGGCAGCAUCGUGCUGGAAGAAGCCAUCAAACUCAACAAGACUAUCCGAGUACUGGACAUCAGCAAUAACCGCAUCAACUGGGAGGGCAUCGUUUACAUCUCCCGGGGCCUCAAAUCCAACACUUCAUUACAAAUGCUCAAGAUCGGUAAUAACCCAAUAUCUAUGGAGGGUUGUUUGAAACUGCUGAAAUCUGUUAGCGGGGCCAACAGUAGCGUGAUGCACGUGGGUCUGGAGGACAUCCCGAUCAACUCCAAGGUAACGGCAGUGGUGGACGAGAUCCGGUUCCGGCGGUUGUUCUCUAUCAGUCACGGAGGCGUACUGGACACCAAGGAUAUUAUCGGUAUCCGCAGAGAGCGUCGGGAGGACCCGUUCACUCUCCUCAUCCGUUACCUCGGCGUCAUGGGGAUCCGGGUAGUCGACCUCUUUCGGAUGUUUGACACUGACAGUCAUGCGCAUGUCUCAAAAGAAAGCUUCAUGAGGGGGCUAAAGAAAAUCGGUGCUCCUCUUCCUGACCGUGACAUGAGGAUGGUAGCCAGACGACUAGAUAAGCGAGGAGAGGGGUUCAUCAGUUACAGCUUGCUGGCCAAUGGCGUGCGUAACCAGAUACGACACGAAAAGAAAGAGGACAAACGUGUACUGUUACUGGAGCUGAAGCGGAGGGACGACCGCAAACGGAUACUGCAACUGGGGGUCGGGGAGCCAAAGUUACCCCCUAUAAAUGACGUCAAUGUUUUCUCAUCUUCUGCCAAAGAGAACUUCAGCAGACUGUUCAGUUCAUCCUCCUCCUCGUUAAGUAGAGCCACCCUACCAAGCAGAAGCGGGCGACUACCAAAAAUACCGGGUACCGACACGCCGGUUACCAGCUCUCGGAUUACCCUAUCAGAAGGGAAAGCUCUGCCUUCAAACAUUACCCCACGGACACAGCAGACUAAUAAAGGGAACGUCAGUACUACACAAAUAGAAUCUAUCAGCGAGCAUACCUCCCGUCCGAUCACGCCCGUAACACAGGUCGAACGUAUCAGUGAGGAACUAUCCCCUACCCACGGGCCACGACAAAAUGAAUCCAACCUAACGGAUUCCACCUCAACCCCUCGUGAACGACAAAAGACAUUAUCCCCCACCGUCCAAUCACGACCUGGCAGCGGUGGUGAUCAGGCCAAUCCGAUGUGAGCUCACCAAAACAAGCGUGUGUUCGUGAACAUUUCUAAUUUAGUGCCAAGCUUCCUUGUAAUUAACAUAUAGAAUUAAAAGCAUAGUUGUUUUAACGAAGACUGGAACUUGGACAGACAGUAAAGUUUUAACUAGUUCGCUUGGAACAAAGUACCUGCGAGUCUAUAGCAUGGUGCAGUGCCCGUCUGUUAUCCUUGUUUCUUUGAACAGCCUCUCCCUAAAAACUCAAACGAUUCCGACAUUUGGCUAGAAGGUACCCGAUAUGGAAUGAUGUAAGAUUUCCUCACAUAAAAGAUAUAAAUCUAUUUCGAAAGUCACAGGGGUCAAAUUGAUUCAUAAUUCAAAAAAAUAUUAUCUACAGAACAAUGAAGUCCAGAGCCAUGAAACAUGAGAGUUUCAUGUGGACUAGCAACACAAGUCUGUGAUCAACUUAAAGCGCUGGCUAGGGUAAAAAAUUAGCAUAGAUAUAACGAGUAAAAAAUGAAUUACUAAAACUCCAAAGGGCCAAAAAGGUUGUGUGUUUAGCAAUAGGUAAGCUUGGAUAUUUCUUCAUAUGUUUGACCUUUUUAUUUACUUUCAAGUUCAACUAUGUUAAAAAACUUCAACAGCUUCUUAAAAACUUGAAUUUCACAAAGUCGUAUGUGACUUUUACCUGCAGAGAGGACAACAGCUGUUAUGUAGGCAUAUGGAAACAAGUUUGAAUAACUUGCAAAUGGUAGAGGUUUCACAUGACAGUUGCCAAGGUGAGCUCUGCAGGCCCUGCGGCCUCUUGUUUACAUGAAACGUUCACAGGACAUUUUCAAUGCUUGUACAUUAACGGUCCCAGAACAGUGACAGCUUUUAGUCUUAAGAUGCAUUCGGUGUGUAAAAAUGACAGACUUACGAGUUUCCUCUGUGGGAUGACUUUUUUCAAUCAAACCGGUGUAUGCACAUUUAAAUAUAUGUUAUGGUAUAAUUGUAUGUUAAUUAAAUCACAUAGA
Molecule: messenger RNA, 3108 nt
Organism: Mizuhopecten yessoensis (Yesso scallop)
Lineage: Eukaryota; Metazoa; Mollusca; Bivalvia; Pectinida; Pectinidae
Product: leucine-rich repeat-containing protein 74A-like
Exons: 13
Coding region: 158-2128 (656 amino acids)
Biological process (GO): activation of GTPase activity; nucleocytoplasmic transport
Cellular component (GO): cytosol; perinuclear region of cytoplasm; nucleus
Molecular function (GO): small GTPase binding; GTPase activator activity
Source: RefSeq, a predicted model, not a curated record